UUUAGCUUGUUCAAGAGAAUCGAUUCACAAAUAUGAAUCUCGCUUACGUCACCGCUGGUAACCAAUCAACGAUUAUCUCUCUCAGCAGCCAAUCAGCUCUCAGUCAACGCUCUUGAAUCCUCUACAGCGGGUUGUUGUGUAUGUUUUGGUAACGUUAGUUGAGGAAGAAAAUUCCCAAAAAGUUUUAAGAGUAAAGCUUAACUCGGCGACCUUUUCCUUACAAUUGGAUCCCAUAUGUGUUAGUUUUUAAGUCUUAAUGUGUAACUGACAAUUAUUUUUAAAAAUGCUGCGGGAGGAAGUGAAAAAGCUGAAAGUGACGGAGUUGCGGGCCAUGUUGAAAGAGCGAGGACUUGAAGCGAAGGGCCUGAAGGCCGAGCUUGUGGUUCGGCUAAUCUCUGCGAUUGAAGCUGAAAAUGAACCCGUCAAACGUGGAGAUACAGUGGAAAAUGUGUGUGAAGAGACUAUCACAGAACCUCCAGAAGAUUCGUCAGCGUUUCUCUCUGAUGAACAUAAGCCGUGUGUUAGGACGCAGUCUCCAGUGUGCGCUAGUUCUUCAAACACCAGCAUGAAAGAUUUUGCUGAUCAAAGUACACAGACUGAACCACAGCAGCUCUGUUCAUGUCGCCUCAUCGAUGCUAGUGCCAUCGCAGAGCCGCUGACCACGAGUACUUUACAGGCUAUUGAGAAGAGGUUACAGCAGACUAACGUUGAUCCACAGCCGUCAGUCCUGAGAGACGCUGAAGAAAAUGCAUUGUCAGGAGGCUCAUUAUCAGCCUUGGGUAUUUCUAAAGAACCACAGGAGCAAGAACAGGAGCUCUAUAAUCCGUCAGAUGGACAUGAGACCGUGGACUCCACACCAGAGGAUAGCAGAGAACCGGAGAAGCCUUAUGAGGAGAGGGGGAGAGAUUAUUAUGAGUUCAAAGAGGACAUUCUUUACAAUAGAGCGAAGACACCAGAGCCUGUGGAAGAGCUGCCAGAGCCUGUAGAAGAACCUGAAGUAGAUUUUGUUCGACUGGAUUCCUAUAACGGUGACCUACAUUUUGAGGUGGACUCUAAUGGAAGCAGCGGUCAGCCACUCUUCUGGGAGAAAUUCCCUCUUCUGUGGUCUGGAUGUAGGAUGACCCAUGGCUAUUGUCAAGGAAAGGUCGGAUUCGAAGCCAAGUUUGUGAAGCGACUGUCAGCACCUGCAUUAAACACAAAUAAUGCCCCUGAUCUACAUGUGCUCAGAGUGGGCUGGUCUGUGGACAGCAGUAGUCUUCAAUUAGGAGAGGUGGAGUUGUCGUAUGGUUUUGAUGGACGGGGGAGUAUAGUAACAGGAGGAAAGGAAGAGUCAUUUGGUGAGCCAUUCACAGAAGGAGAUGUCAUUGGCUGUUAUGCACACAUUGAUGAGACGGGAGAAGCAACACUUUCAUUUCACAAGAAUGGACGUUCUCUUGGAGUGGCGUUUCACCUAAACUCCUCUGUUCUUGGAGGUCAAGCUCUUUAUCCUCAUGUUCUCUGCAAAAACUGUUCAGUUUCAGUAAAUCUUGAUCCAGAUGCUCCCUGGUAUCCUUUUCCUGCUGGUUUCAGCGCACUGUCAACACUUCCUCCUGGCCAGAGGACUCGCGCACCUUUGCCAGCAGCAUCUAAAAGUGACUGUGAGGUGUUAAUGAUGGUUGGGAUGCCAGGUUCUGGUAAAACCCACUGGGCUCAAGCUCAUAUAUUGCAGAACCCAAGCAAACGAUAUGAUCUGCUGAGUACAAACUCCAUUCUGAACUGCAUGAGGGAGCCCACUGGAGCCAAUCACAGAGAGCUGAUGCUGCAGCAGGCCACUCAGUGUGUCAGUCAACUCAUCAAAAUAGCUGCAGCCAAGAAGAGGAACUACAUCCUUGAUCAGGCCAACAUUUAUCCAUCUGCUCAGCGACACAAGAUGCUCUGUUUCCAUGGUUACCAGCGAAAAGCAGUGGUUGUUUUUCCACCCGACGAGGUGUGGAGGAGCCGCCUCGUACAGCGCCAGGAGCAAGAGGGCAUUGCAGUUCAGGAGACAUCUCUUCUCAAAGCCAAAGUGAGCUUCACAGUGCCAGUGCAGGGACAGCAUCUGGAGGAGGUGAUGUUUGUGGAGCUCAACUCGGAAGAAGCCCUGAAGCUCUUAACACAGUACAAAGAGGAAGCACGCAGACUCCUUCCCACACCUCCCAAACGCAAAAAAUACAGACAAGGAUGUCAGAAACACCUCAUUCAUCACUGUGGACGUAGGCGAGGUCCAUACAGCUGUCGAAAUCACUACACGUCCCAGAAAGCACAUGGUUGGAGUUCACCUGCUUUCGGUCAGCCUUACGGAUACAGCAGUGACCCGCAGAGAUACAGGAAUUAUUAUAGACCGUACACUGGGCAGUGGAGCUUGUACGAGCUAACCCAGAGCUAUGGCAGCACGUAUAACAGCUCUUCAAGUUAGUUGGAGGACUCUGAUGAACCCAAAAGUAAUAAUAUAGCAAGAAAAACAGCCCAAAUCAGAGCAUGUUUUGUUCUGAUUAGCAGAGGUUCACCUUUACAGAAGUAAUUGGCUCUGUCUGUCGGUAAUUUCAUUAGCAAAGGUCAUUGACUAUAAUGAGUUAGCCUGAAUACCUGAAUCCAUUUUGUUUUUAGAGGCUAGGAAAUCAAAAAAAUUAACAUUCUGCCUUCAUUUUCUGUUACCAUGGUGAAACACGAAAGCAGAUGUGCAGAAUGUUCAAGCUGCUCAUAUGUUACUUGACAAGCACCACAAAGAGCAUUUCUACAGUUCACACAUUGGGUUUUUUAAUGCUAAAUUUUAUAGUUUUAAAGGGUUAGUUCACCCAAAAAUACAAAUUCUGUUAUUAAUUGUGUGGUGUGUGUCACUGUGCAGCGUUUAUGAAGGCGUGCAAUAUACUGACACUGAGAAAUAACUUUUAAAUAAAGUAGUUAUUUUGUUUUAAGUGCGCAAAAGUAUUAUCGUAGCUGGAAAAUAAUAUCAAAGAUCCACUCAGGGCAUAUGUAUGGAGACCCGGCAGAGAUAUGAUGGUGAGAAAACUUUUUUCCAUUAAAGCUGUGAUCGUCGCCCUUCCUAUGCAACCUCUGAGUCAGCGAAUGCAUGUAUAAGCACUGACUGACAGACGCGCUCCAUAUGAUAAACUGAUGCCAGAUCAGCUUCUGUACACGCCAUUUAAAGAGAAGCUAAAGUGCAAGACACUUUAAGAUUCGGGUGUGUGUUUAAACAGACAAAUACUCUUAAUAAUAUGUAAACGUGUCCAUCCUGCAUGUUUUUGUUUAACAACUAAUUUUCUCUUAAAUGAGCACAAACAGUUACUAAAGUAAUGGAACGCUUUUAUUAUAGAUCUGUGCAUUCUUACAGAGACACCUCUGUUAUCAAACUAAACAAAACGAGAGAUCCAUUUGCUGCUCUUUACUUGUUUGAUAACAGAGCUGUCACUUUAAAUAGUGUGUACAGAAGUUGAUCUUGUAUUAAUUUCAUGGUGCUUACAAGAUAAAAAAUAUGGGAGAAAAAUGGGAACAUACUUAAUGAUAAGAUGAUAGCGGAAUAGAAUGGUAAAAUAUGAGAGAAUCCCGGCAAAUACGGGAGGGUUGAUAUAUAUGAAGUGAAUAGUUUGUGGAACAACAGUUUUCAAAGGGGAACACAAAAAUAAAAAAAUAUAUAUACAGUUGAAACCAGAAGUUUACAUACAAUCUUAGGAAAGGAACAACCAUUUUUAAAAUAAUGUCUGAUGGUGAAUCAUACUAAACGUUUACUAUUUUAGGUCCGUUAGGAUUACCUAAAUGAUUUACAUUUGCUAAAUGCCAGAAUAAUGAGAGAAUUUUUGUAUUAAUUUCUAGAUAAUCAAAAUUUUACAUACAUUUCCUUGGUAUUUUUUUAGGUUUUGCUUUUAAACUGUAACUUUGGUUAAAUGUUUUAGGUAUCCUUCCACAAGCGUCUCACAAUAGUUUGCUGGAACUUUGCCACAUUCUUGCUGACAGAACUGAGUCAGAUUUGGUGGCUGUCUUGCUCGCACAAGCUUUUUCAACUCUGCCCACAAAUUUUCUAUGGGAUUGAGUUCAGGGCUUUGUGAUGGCCACUCCAAAACAUUCACUCUGUUGUCCUUAAAGGGCCAUGAAACCCCCCACUUUCGGUUCAAGUCUACCUCAGAAUUUUUAAUUUUUUUUUAAAUGCAUCAUAAUGAGGCAGGAGUGGCCGUGGCCAGCAGAACAAGGGAGUAGGAGGGGAGCGAACAGCUGUUAUCAGUUGGCUCACACAAUGAGACUCUAACCGUGAGGAGACUCAUGAUUUUAUAGUUUACAAAGUUAAAAUGCUACAAAGUUUUAAAGUUUACAAAGUUAAAAGAAAUUAACAGUAAUUUAAUGUCCGGCUACAUUUGUUAUUCGGACUUUC
This is a messenger RNA of Danio rerio (zebrafish), 4381 nucleotides long. The record is from RefSeq and is a predicted model, not a curated record. NCBI's taxonomy places the organism in Eukaryota, Metazoa, Chordata, Actinopteri, Cypriniformes, Danionidae.